AUGCAGGUGGACCUGUUCCAGCUACAACCGGGCAAAGGGAAGCUCAAGGUCAUGAACAUCACCUUACGGAAGUCACAUCGGGGCACCAGCAACGAGUCGCAGCAUCGAUUUCUCUUUCCGCUCUGCACCUCUCUGCACCGCCUGCUGCGCGUUGAUCGCGUGCUGCUCUUGGCACCGGAAGUGCGGUUCCACUACGACGUGUCCUUUCUUUGGGCGCAGUUCGAACAGUUUCCCGCAGAAGCUGUAUUCGGCCUGGCACGGGAGCAGAGCCCCAGGUACGCUCGCACCCUGAAGCAUCGGAGGGGCGUCGCCCCAAAGCAGGGCGGCUGCGGAGAUCCCCCGACCAUUGGCGGCAACCCGGGCCUGAAUGGUGCCGUCGCCUUGCUGAACCUCGAAGGCAUGCGGCAGUCGCGGGAGUACAGCCGUCUCUACUCCGAAAUCGACGACAUAGCCGAGAAAUACGGCUGGUACGGAGGGCCGCUCGCCGACCACGAUUUCUAUACGAUGGCCUCGUGUCAAUUACCGGCACUCCUGCAUCUUCUACCCUGCGCCUGGAAUAGGCAGGUGAGAGAACGCCGCUCCCUGUAG
This is a messenger RNA of Rhipicephalus sanguineus (brown dog tick), 588 nucleotides long. Its product is annotated as xyloside xylosyltransferase 1. Gene Ontology annotation, molecular function: UDP-xylosyltransferase activity. The record is from RefSeq and is a predicted model, not a curated record. Lineage: Eukaryota; Metazoa; Arthropoda; Arachnida; Ixodida; Ixodidae. Bases 1 to 588 code for a protein of 195 amino acids. The transcript is spliced from 2 exons.